Molecule: messenger RNA, 3597 nt
Organism: Synchiropus splendidus (mandarinfish)
Lineage: Eukaryota; Metazoa; Chordata; Actinopteri; Syngnathiformes; Callionymidae
Gene: kbtbd8
Product: kelch repeat and BTB (POZ) domain containing 8
Exons: 5
Coding region: 33-1847 (604 amino acids)
Molecular function (GO): protein binding
Source: RefSeq, a predicted model, not a curated record
UUCACGGUCUGCCCCGAGACAGACUGGAGAGAAUGGCUGCCAGUGGAGAGGUUGGGAAGCUGUUACAAGUACAAAAUGGGACGCCUCCAUGCACCAACUAUAAUGGGGUAGAUGCCGUUCAUGCCUGUAACAUCCUUCAGCAGCUCAAAGCCUUGUACGAUGAAGCACAGCUCACAGACAUAGUUGUAGAAGUGGACCAUGGCAAGACGUUUUCAUGCCACCGAAACGUCCUCGCUGCCAUCAGCCCCUACUUUAGGUCCAUGUUCACCAGCGGCCUUACGGAGAGCAGCCAGCGCGAAGUCCGGAUAGUCGGGGUUGAAUCUGAGUCCAUGCACCUCGUCCUGGACUAUGCCUACACUUCCAGGGUCACGCUCUCAGAGUCCAACGUUCAGGCCUUGUUCACGGCAGCCAGCAUUUUCCAGAUCCCUCCUCUGCAGGACCAGUGUGCACAGUUCAUGAUCAGCCGACUCGACCCGCAGAACUGCAUAGGGGUGUUCAUGUUUGCAGAUGCCUAUGGGCACCAAGAGCUGAGGGAGCGAUCACAGGACUAUAUACGCAAGAAGUUCCUGUGUGUCUCACGGGAGCAGGAGUUUCUCCAGAUGACCAAAGAACAGCUGGUCAGUAUUCUAAACAACGAUGACCUAAAUGUGGAGAAGGAGGAACACGUCUAUGAGAGCAUCAUCCGGUGGCUGGAGCACGAUCCCCUGGGUCGUGAGGUCCACCUGGCCGAAGUCUUUUACCAGUGCAUCCGACUGCCGUUGCUCGACGAUGGUUUCCUUAGCCGCAUACCCGCUCCCGUCGCCUGUGCUCUGUCCCUGUCGAAGGACCCUGCUGACGUCAAGUCUCGCCUCACCGGCACCAAUGGGUGCCCCCAGCGCCUGGGAAUGACGGCCUCAGAGAUGGUCAUCUGCUUCGAUGCCGCUCACAAACACUCAGGGAAGAAGCAGACGGUGCCUUGUCUUGACACAGCCACAGGGAGAGUGUUUAAGCUCUGCAAGCCCCCCAAUGACCUCAGAGAGGUCGGCAUCUUGGUCUCCUCGGAGAACGACAUCUUCAUCGCAGGCGGCUACCGACCAAGCAACAGCGAGGUCUCCAUCGACCACCGCGCUGAGAGUGACUUCUGGCAGUACGAGCACGCUGGAAACCGCUGGCUGCCUCGCGCCCCUCUACUGAGAGCCAGAAUAGGCUGCAGACUGGUCCACUGCUGCGGGAAGCUUUUUGCACUCGGCGGCCGGGUGUAUGAGGGGGACGGGCGCAACGCGCUGAAGUCGGUCGAGUGUUACGACGCGAGGGACAACUGUUGGACGGCGGUCAGUCCGAUGCCCGUGGCCAUGGAGUUCCACAGUGCUGUGGAGUACAGAGACCGAAUCUACGUCCUCCAAGGUGAAUAUUUCUUCUGCUACGACCCCCGUAAGGACUAUUGGAGCCACCUGGCCCCCAUGAGCGUCCCCCGCAGCCAGGGCCUGUCCGCCCUGCACAGGAACUGCAUUUACUACAUCGCCGGCAUCUGCAGGAACCACCAGCGCACGUUCACCGUGGAGGUGUACGACAUUGAGAGGAACGCGUGGAGCCGCAAGCGAGACCUGCCCUUCGACCAGGCCACCAGCCCCUACAUCAAGGCCAUGCUGCUGCAGGGCAAGCUGCACCUCUUCGUCCGGGCCACGCAGGUCAUGGUGGAGGAGCACGUGUUCCGCACCAGCCGCAAGAACUCUCUUUACCAGUACGACGACGACGCUGACAUAUGGACCAAAGUCUACGAGACGCCAGACCGCCUCUGGGAUUUAGGGCGCCAUUUUGAAUGUGUGGUGGCCAAACUCUACCCGCAGUGUCUCCAGAAGGUUCUUUGAUGCCAUGUGCCUGGUGUUGCCUUGUGUUCCCACCACAAGGAGCAUUUUAGUGGUAAAGUCUUAAGUUCUAUACGAUCAAACGGGGGUGCUUGGAAGGACUGCAGUAUUUUCUUUGGGCGGCAACAACUCCCCACACUGACGCUUGCUUGAAAAACCCUUCAGUGAAUCAUAAGUGCAAUUAUACUAUUUGUCUUUUUGUUGAGCCAUGCUGUUAACUGGUCGGGUGAUUCUCACAAACAUUUAGCAUGCGUGUGUGUGUGUGUGUCGGGGUGGGCGAGCGGGAGUGCGCGUUCCCCUUGGCAGAUACAGAUGCUGCAUGUCAGCAUAAAGUGAAAUCUAUAUAGGAAAUAGGUCUAUAAACGAUAUAUUCAUACGGGUAACUGGUGGAAUCAGAGGAGGUUGUCGGCCAAAUUCAAGGAUUUCUACAGCAGCUGGGUUUUAUUCAGAGUGCAAGUGAAUUUUUUGUCACCGUUUUUGCUUAUGUGAUGCUUUUAAGUUGCCGCUGUUCCUUCACAAGUGUCAAACAACUACACUACACUUUAAGCUGUUUUAAAGUUGAGCUGGGGAGGGUGUCAGACACUUCUGCUCCGAGUCCAUUUGUGUUACAUGCGAAGACAACUUCAAUGAUAUGUCAGGUUUAGUUCUCCACAUUGGAGUCAUGCAGGCGUGCGGCAACACUAGCGAGGAAGUUGAGACCAACCGACAGUUUUACCUCAGAAUUCAUUGAUAAGGACAAAAGGGACGUUUCAGCUGGUGGUGGAGCGCCGCCGUGACUUCUCGGAUGAGUCGUGGUAGCAAUAAUUCCCAUCGUGUUGUCGCUCUACCGGUGCAGUCUGAGUGGGUGGUGUGUGUCUGUAGCCGAUUCAGUCAGCCUGGGAAAUGAGCUAUUGUUGAAACUGAAUCUAAAAUGUCUUUGUGCAAUCACUAUCCUCCGUCAGCGCAGCGCGUUACAUGUCGUAACUUUUACCUCAUUUCAAACUCUUGAGUGAUUUUAAUAUUUUUGUGUUCACCCGGACUUGUUUUCCAAUCGGUGCUGUAGCGUGUCUUAACGCUGAACCGCUCCCCUCCCCCCCACCUCCUUCACGUCACCUGGAAGCACCGGGACGGACGCUGACGGUGCUGCUUUUCAAACGCUUACUUUCCGACAAUCUCGUGUAGAUGGCAGCACUCGUGCGGCACCUGGUGACCUUGGCAACACCGCCGCCGCCGCCACCUCCUCGCAGCAGCCGUCAUCUUUGCACUAAAGCUUUUCAGUUUGUAGUCCACACCGCAGCACGUGUCCACAACUCUUCAACUGAUGUUUUUAACUGAACAGUGAUCUGAUAAACACUUGUCAAUCAAGGGGACGGGGGGGACAGAUAACAGUCAGCAGCAGAGAACUCAGGAUUCUACUGAAACACACAGUACUGUAUUUAAAGUUUGUGUAACAUACUGUACUAUAGGUUUGCUGUUCUUGCACAGUUCAUUUUUCGUUUAUAACUUGAAUAAUAGAUGUGAUUUUUUUUUCUUCUUUUUUUUUUCCUUUUUGUCAUUUAUUUAGUUAGAAUGUUCCUGCUACGUCGAGUGAUUUUAUUUUUAUGCUUGGGUAGUAUUGACUUUCUCACAGGCCGAUGCAUUACGAGUCAACAAGCUAAAUAACACAUGCUAUAGAACAAACAUCUCUCAUCCGCUCUUGUUUUUGUGUCUCUUAUUUUUACUUUGCAAUUUUAUUUUCUGUUUGUCGGGGGGAGGGGGAGGGAGGGCUGCAGGU